UUUUCACAUGCUAUUGAGUAGUUUGGAUUAUUUGAAGAAAAAUUGAAGUGUUUGAUCCCAAACCUACGAUAUUUAUCUUUGCCAACGUGCUUCCACGUAAACUCUCUCCAACACAAUAUUAAUUAAUCAGACUAUGGAUAUAAAAAACUUAACCAUUCUGAUCUGCCAACAAUUCUAAAAAUAGUAAAGAAAAAUAAAACACUUGAAGCCAUUGCUGUAUAAGGAUAUGGUAGUGACUCUUCAACUCACAAAUCAUCCAAGUUUGGUUCACCUUGUGCAUACAUUGUUUACAACAAGAGUAACAAACAAUGGCUUUCACCUCCCGUUUCCUCUUUGCCACCUCCUCCUCCAUGCUUCUCUUCUCAUUGCUAGCCAUUGCCUCUGCUACGGAUUAUAGCUCCGGUGCUCCUAAGCCAAAGGUUGAUGAGCAUCCAAAACUUCCAAAGGUUGGUAUGCCGAAAUUACCGAAUGUCGGAAAACCGAAACCAGAAGUAUAUACAAAGCUAAAACCUCAGACCAUUGAUAUUCAGGGGCUGGUUUUGUGCAGAUCAGGCCUUCAAAGCUUCCCAAUUAAAGGAGCUGUGGUAAGGAUUACAUGUUUGGCUGAGGAUGAACAAGGUUACGAGACUGCUCCUUUCUCCAUAUUGAGUGGUGCAACUGAUGCAAAGGGUUACUUCAUCUCAACGUUGUCGCCGUCGCAGCUUGGAGACAAGUGGAAGCUGACGGAGUGCAAGGCGUUUCUCGAUUAUUCUCCAUUGGAGACCUGCAAAGUCCCUACUGACGUUAACCAAGGAAUUACUGGUCAUCUGCUUUCCUCUUAUCGUACCCUCAGUGCCAAGAACAUCAAGCUGUACUCAGUUGGGCCUUUCUUCUGCACCUCAGAAUCUAAACCAGUUCCUAAUGGCGGCUAUUAAUUAAAGGAUAAUAUUCGGGUCCUGACCAGUCAGCCAGCACGUUAUAGCUAUGCCUGAUUUUAUUUAUCUCCUCCAUUCACUAAUUUGGAGCUGGAAUUUUGAUUCUUCAUUGUUGUUGGUUUUGCUUGAUUAAUUUCAUUAUUAAUGUCAAGAGGU
Messenger RNA from Pyrus x bretschneideri (Chinese white pear), 1070 nucleotides. Its product is annotated as protein SEED AND ROOT HAIR PROTECTIVE PROTEIN. The transcript has 2 exons. The coding region runs from base 309 to 914 and encodes 201 amino acids. Lineage: Eukaryota; Viridiplantae; Streptophyta; Magnoliopsida; Rosales; Rosaceae. The record is from RefSeq and is a predicted model, not a curated record.